AACCAUUAGUAAUAAGAUACACAUAGACUAUUACCAAGAAAGCGUAUAUGAAGAUAAAAUACCUGUUUAGACCAAACAUUAAAUUAUACUAGAAUGGGAUGGUUUAAAGCACUAGGAACAAAUUAGAUACACCUAGAAAUGGCAAUGUAAACAUCCAAAUAUAAGAAACAAGAACGUUAGAUACAGAUCAAACUCUAAUAAUAGUUGAUUUCUUAAAGCUACUUGAUAUAUUAUUGAAAAGAAUGCUAGAACAAAUUUAAAAAGCAAAAAGGUUUAUAAAUAUGAGUUGUAUCUUUAAUAAAGGUUAAAAGUUGAGCAAAAAUGAACAAUUCAAAGAAACUAAAUAGAAAUAUAAAGAAAAUUCAAUGCAUAUGUAAAGAACUCAACAAUUCUCAUGUAAGUGUAAGUGUAAAGAAUAAUAGUAUACUUGAAUAUAACCCGAAGCACAAACUAGAAAAAGGUGGGUAUUUCUCUAGUAACUAUUAAAUAUAAAAAUAAAAAAUAGUUCCAGAAAAUUAAGCCAAGACAAAAUUCUAUUAAAUAACUAUUAAUAUAGUUGAAAUUCGGGUAGCCUAUAGGAUAUUUUUAGUUUAGAAAUAUGUG
Nematocida parisii ERTm1 is the source of this 603-nucleotide messenger RNA. RefSeq lists its product as uncharacterized. The transcript has a single exon. The coding region runs from base 322 to 486 and encodes 54 amino acids. The record is from RefSeq and is a predicted model, not a curated record. NCBI's taxonomy places the organism in Eukaryota, Fungi, Microsporidia.